This is a messenger RNA of Onthophagus taurus, 1959 nucleotides long. RefSeq names its product meiosis-specific nuclear structural protein 1. The record is from RefSeq and is a predicted model, not a curated record. Lineage: Eukaryota; Metazoa; Arthropoda; Insecta; Coleoptera; Scarabaeidae.
AUUGUCAUUAAAUUAAUUUGACGUUUAAAAAAUCGUUUUUAAGUUCGCGAAGAUUUUCUUUAAAAAAAUGCUUUAUUACGUAAUUUCUUUGCCGGUUCUGUUAUGUUUGGGAAUAUGCACCGCGAUUUUAUGCUACGUCCGACAUAAUCGAUAAGUAUUGUUUUGAUUGAGGUUCAAAAUUAAUUCGUGUUGACAAGUGUCAAAAUUAUAAAGUGAUUGACGGAAUACUUUUCGCAACAAAAAUAAAUAAAUAAUGUUCGUAUUUUUGGUACCGGUACCCGCGUUACUUUGCAUCACCCUUUUAAACUGUCUCUGUUUAUUAUCGAUGUGUUUGUGGAUCUAAAAGUCAGUCAUCAAAUAAAUGUCUAGAAAUCCUUGUAGACCACCCACAGGGGUUCCCCGGGUCUCAUCCAGAACCUCAUCAAGACAACAGCCGGGGAGAGUUCAAAGUUUAUGCGCUAGACCAGGUCCACCAGUUGCGCAAUCAUCAUCUCAAAAAAGCGUAAAACGCAGUGCAAGACCCACAUCAUCAAGUGGAAAAUGCGUUAAUCCCACUUGCGAAGAAAAAACUCAGGUUAGUCGAGGAAAAAAACCGCCGAAAGAUGAGAAAAAAACCGCGAAAGAAGUUGUAAAGCGACAAGAACUAAGAAAAAGGGCCCCUCCGGAAUACGAGUUACCCGCAUUAAGCGUUAACAUACCAAAAAAAGAUGUGUUUGAAGAGCUCGAAAAGUUGAAAGCAAAAACUCGGCGAAGACACGCACCGGAAGGAGAAGAUUUAAGAGGGAUUAAAGAGAUCCUAAAAGGAAUGAUCGAUCAAGAAAUAACCGUCCAUGAAUUUGUUGGAGCUAUCUCCGAGUACACCGCAGAUAACGGAACAGUUUUACGCACAAUCUUAGCUAACGAAUUAUCUCAUUUUCGAAGCAUGGCGCGUCGCGUUUACGAUACAAUGACGCAAGACAUCAGCGACGUCCUCAUAAACGAACACGUCCAACUAACAAAAGCUAGUAAAGAACGCCACGCUCAAUAUACCGACAAAAUGAUGCGAGCCAUCGACGACAUUUACGAAUUAACGUCCAAUUUUAGUUUCGAAAAGUUUUACAACGAAAAAAAAUACCUCGACGAAUUAUUCCCGCUCGCUCCCGACGCAAAAAUCGACGAAGAAUCUGAAGCCAUGCAAAUGAGACAGGAAACUUAUCACCGCUUAAUGUGGUUAAGAUCGGAAGGAGAUCGAUUAAGCGAGGAGAAUAAGCGCCUAAUAAACCGGCUAAAAGAAUUAAAAUUCCGCCAAAAAGAGCAAAUGAAAAAAGCGGGCGAAAUCGAAAUGGCCAACGAGAAUAAAAGGAUUGAAUUAGAAAAAACCCAAGAAGCGCUCGAAGAAGAAUUAGAAAUCGUAAAUACAUCCAUUGAAAAAUCGAUGGUUGAACAAGAACGAGCGAUUCGUGAAACCGAUGAAAUAAAAGCUAUGACCCCCGUUGUUGAAAAACGCCCAAUUGCAAAACAAAUUUUAAAACGCGAUAUGCGACCCCCCGAAAAUUGGGGGUCAAAAACUGCCGCUGAAAUUGAAGAAUCACACGCCACCGAAGUUUUAAUAGCCGAUGCAAGUCGAGUUUCGAUGGUUACGAGUCAUCGGGGGGCGACUCCUUCAACUGGAGCCGUUCCUAAGCGAAUGGCUAAAACUAAGAAAAAAUACAAAUUUGAACGCCCAAAAGUGCAACAAGACGCGGAUGCUUUUCAUUAUUCACCACCGAAAACGCCACCCGAAUGUUACCCAGCCGCGGGUGGUCAAAUGGAAACUACAAGGGUUACUACGACUACUUCGAAAACGCAACAACCAAGAGUUGGGAGAAGAGGUUCCGCUGGUCCACGAGAUUCUUGGAGGGGAUUUUGUUGAUUUUUUUAAUUUUAUUUGUAGUAAUAAUGUAAAUUGUAUGUGUAUUAUAAAUAUAAUCGGUGCAGAUU